Molecule: messenger RNA, 1332 nt
Organism: Naegleria gruberi
Lineage: Eukaryota; Heterolobosea; Eutetramitea; Acrasida; Naegleriidae
Exons: 2
Coding region: 1-1332 (443 amino acids)
Source: RefSeq, a predicted model, not a curated record
AUGUCAGAACGUUUAUUUGCACUAUUAGAUUCAUCAUCAGUAAUUGUAAAUGGUGAAGGUUAUACGAAUGUUACCUUGGAUCAAAUGAAACCUAUUUGGGCCAGUGGUUUAGUACUUUCGAAUACAAUAAUAUUUCUCAUUCUCUUUUCAGUUUACAUUUUCGUUCUUAUUGGAUUCAUCAUUAGAGUUACAAGAAAACUGAAACUAAAGAGAAACCAAACGAUACUGUUCAUUAUGACUGGUAUUUAUGUAACAGUUCAAAUAUUUAGUUUACUUGUAAGAGUUGUAAACGAAACCUUACAAUUAGUCAUCAGAGAAAAGAUUGAAGCAGGACAAUUAAUUGAAUGGAAAUUAUUUAUUGCCAUGCAAGUAUUUCUUGGUCUGAACAGUUUUACAAUGACAAGUAAUUUCUUGACACUGUUUUCAAUCAUUGUUUUCGUUCAAAACAUGUUUUGGAGUACAGCUACACUGAUGAGAGCCAUCACUAAGGAAACCUCCAAAAUUAUUCGAACCUCAAUGACCAUUAUUGCCACAUUAUUUGUCAUGUUGGCCAUUUUGAUCAUUCUCCUAAUUGGUAUCAUGUCUGGUAUUAAGAGAUUUGAUUUCAUUCCAAAAGAAUAUGCAACUGCCAUUCAAGUUGUAUCAUUUGUAGUUGGAGGAUGUGUUAUAGUAUUCGUUGGGUGUAUGUUAAUUGCCUCUGGAAUAAUUGUUGUGAGAACUAUUCAGAAAACAUCCAAGAAUGUCACUAAAGCAGUUUCUGAACAUCACAAAUCAGAGAGUAAAAUGAGUGCUACAGAGAGUCAAAAUUCCAGUUCAAGAACUUCAUUUGAUAAGGUUUCGUUUGAGAAGAGAGUUCAAUCUCCAUUCAAAAUUACUUUCGGAUUAUUGAUUGGUUUGUUGCUAUGUAUGGCUCUACAACUUGUUGCCAUAGCCAUUGCUGCAGGAGCCUCAGAAUUGGCCAACUACUCUGUAAUUUGGCAAUUCCUCAAUUGUACUGGAGUCUUGAUAUUUGGUAUUUUGAUUCUCUUCUUGUUUUAUCCACUAUUUAGAGAUAUGGAAAUUGCAAUGAAAGAAAUUGAAAAGAGAAAGGAAACUCUCUCUCAAAAGAAACUCCAUAAGGUUUCUCACUUACAAGUUCCCCUUCAAAAUGGUUCAUCAUCCUCAACAACAUUGAAGGAUCAUUCUAUGAGUGGAAGUGAAAAUAAUUUCCUUUCUCUACCUUCGAGCAGCUCAUGUGGUGACAUGUCUCCAACAACCCCCUCAGCAAUUUCAUUCUCCACUGAAGUAUUGGUCAUUCCAUCAGAGAAUAACAUCUCUGCAAAUAACAUUUAA